AUGGACGAGCCGCACGCUGAAUUAGUCAAAGAGCACUUUCGCAGUUUAGACAGAAGCGAUGCGUGGGUGUUUGAGGGUUUGAAGGCUCCGGAAAUACCGCCUCCCAAAGUGAGGCACCUGUUAGACCUGUCUGUGGCCUUCACCUGCGGCUCCUUAGACCUGUCUGUGGCCUUCACCUGCGGCUCCUUAGACCUGUCUGUGGCCUUCACCUGCGGCUCCUUAGACCUGUCUGUGGCCUUCACCUGCGGCUCCUUAGACCUGUCUGUGGCCUUCACCUCCGGCUCCUUAGACCUGUCUGUGGCCUUCACCUCCGGCUCCAUAAAGUAA
Molecule: messenger RNA, 327 nt
Organism: Knipowitschia caucasica
Lineage: Eukaryota; Metazoa; Chordata; Actinopteri; Gobiiformes; Gobiidae
Source: the annotation of a GenBank genome assembly